Messenger RNA from Peronospora matthiolae, 381 nucleotides. The record is from the annotation of a GenBank genome assembly. Lineage: Eukaryota; Oomycota; Peronosporomycetes; Peronosporales; Peronosporaceae.
AUGGAGGUGGAGGAGGAGGAAAGACGCUCUCCACACGAUCAUGUGGAUCGGUGUGUUCCCGAGAGCUUCUUUGAUCGCGUAACGCAAGGGUUACGCGACGAUCUCGAGCAUGAGCGGAAUAGGCGUCUCCAGAUGGUGGACACUGCCUCGAAGCAUCGAGCUGAGUUUGCCUUUGCUCAGCUUGAGAACGAGAGAUCUCUGACAUCUCUUCGUGACGAGCUAAGGGUAGCUCGUGGGAUUGUUGAUCGGUCUCGGGCUGAGAUAACUGCUCUUCAGACCCUUGUUGAUGCCCAUCAUCGGGAGCACAAGGCUCUCUGCGAGAUGCUUGAGCGCAAGGGCGUUCUUCAUCGGAAGAAGCAGCGUACUGAUGGUACGGCUUAA